Penicillium macrosclerotiorum is the source of this 804-nucleotide messenger RNA. RefSeq lists its product as uncharacterized. Lineage: Eukaryota; Fungi; Ascomycota; Eurotiomycetes; Eurotiales; Aspergillaceae. Bases 1 to 804 code for a protein of 267 amino acids. The record is from RefSeq and is a predicted model, not a curated record. The transcript is spliced from 2 exons.
AUGAGCACCUCAUCCAGGACCGCGCGGCCCCGGCAGUCGAGCAAGCACGAGAGGUUCCGCCAAUGCGGGAUCGUCGGACAUAUCAACCCAAGACGAAUUGGGUUGGACGCCCACGCGUCCUGUCAGCCGCAAAGCCACGCUGUGCGUCCGGGCGGUUCGGGGCGUUGGUCUCAAACUGCCACCAAAACCCAGGCUGGUGCUCCCCUCACACCCGUUGUAACGCCCAUGAGCUAUGCAUUCCUAGAUCUAUCUCAUUUGUGGAGAUGGGUCGUAAUCCGCAUUGCGAUGCUUCGUAGCGGAGCAUGGGGGUCGAGAGGUGUCCGAGGUAUCCGAGCUACUCCGGCAGCAACACCUGCACCGGCUCCGAGCCCGCCUAUUCCAGCAACGCCCGCCACUGAGCCUCCGCCCGGCCCAGCGAAGCAAACGAGGCCAUCAUCUGCGGGUCCGCCAGCACCAAGGGCAACUAUAUUCCAAACCACGAGAGCAUUGCCGCGCUACUCAGCAAGGAGACGGCCGCGUGCCGGACUGGCUGGGCCUGGAGGAAAUCGUUCGUGGGGCUGGGUGACAAUUCCUGGGGAGCGCUGGGGCUGCUACCCAGCACGGCGGGGAGAUCUUGCAGGACAUGCCCCGCAGCGGAAGCGCGCCUGGGCGAGGCGCUUGAUCCUCGCCAUGGCCGCCGCCGAUAUCCACCGGGAGCGGGUCAACCGCGGGGGCACGGCCACUGCCCGGCGGGAAGACGUCAAAAACCAGUCCGCCCUAAGGCGGCGGACGGGAAAGGCUAUAACAAUGUUGAAGGCGUCGUAA